AACUUCACCCGCGCAAAGUGAAGGGAUGUUAUUCACAUUAUCGUUACAUUGUCCUGAUAAGUGCUAUCAAGUCUUUCAUGUGGAUGAUAAUUGUUAUGGGACUUUGGAUUUGCUAGAAGAUGCUCAUAAUGCUUUAACAGGAGGUCCUUCUACUUGGUUGGAAAAAACUACUUGUUUAGAAGCUAUUCAUCCGAAUACUGGUGUUAUAAUAAAACUGGAUAAUGAUGCUGAUUUAAACAUGUUGUUUAAUAUGUACAAGGAUUUGGGAAAGGGAGAGGUUCACAUAAAUUUGACUAUAAUGAAUGAAAUCCUUGAUGAAGCUGAGGGUGAAAUUUUUCAGUGGACCGACGAUGAAGAAGAUGAAAAUAUGAUUGAGAAUAUGGAGGCUCACUCAGAUGACCAAAAUAUCGAUGAUGGUUUAUCUGAUUAUGAAUCUGAUGAAAAUGGAGUAUUUGAAGGUGUUAGUGAUGAUGAUGAAGCAAUUGAUCACCCAAUGGCAAAGGUAAGUGGCAAGAUGCAAGGUGAGGUUUUCAAAUAUACCUAUGAUGAGAAACUGAAGAAAGAGAUAGUUUUACUUAAAGUGGGGCAAAUAUUUAAUAAUGUCACUCAUUUUAGAGAAGUUAUGGAAGAAUUUGUCCGUCAAGAGGGUUUUCCUAUUGAAAAGCUAAAGAAUGAGAAGAGAAGGUUUAUUGCUAUUUGUAAAGAUAGAGGAUGUGAUUGGAAGAUUCGUGCUUCCCCUUAAGGCGAUGGCAUAACUUACAAGAUUAAAAAAUUAAGUGGUCCACACACAUGCCUCCAAGAUAUGAAAGGUCAUGGAGCAACUUCAGGAUGGAUUGCGAAACAAUUUGAGUCAGAUUUCAGAGCCGAUUAUGAUUUUUCUGCGGAUAAACUUUAUGUUUCAUUGAAAGAGAAAUUCGGCCUCGAUAUUAGAAGUCAAAAGUUGUUAAGGGCAAUAAGGAUUCAAAGAAAAAUAGUUGUUGGAGAUCAUGAAAAGAGUUAUAUGCCAAAAUACCACAAUACAUAGCUAUUCUAAAAGAGACUAAUGAAGGUGUUAUGAUAAAGUUAAAGUGUAUUGGCUUAGAUAUACUGAAUCCCGGGUGCAAUCCAAUCCUUGAACACUUUUACAUUAGCUUUGAGGCACAAGGUUAUGGUUUUGUUAAUGGUUGUAGGUGCUUUAUUGGUAUUGAUGCUUGUUUUCUGAAGGGCCCCUUUAAAGGACAAUUACUUGUUGUCGUUUCACUUGACGCAAAUUCAGGUAUUUUUCCUUUAGCAGUCAUGAUUGCUAAUAGGGAAGACGGGCUGACAUGGGAGUAUUUUCUUGAUUGCUUGUCCAAUUCUGUUGGAGCUAUUGGAGGCAUCACAUUUAUGAGUGACAGGCAAAAAGGGCUCAAGAAUGCCGUGAAAAAAGUUUUUCCUAUGGAAAAUCAUAGAUUUUGUGCAAGACACCUUUAUAACAAUUUUAAGGUAAAAAAUCCUGGUCCAAAGUUAAAACAACUUUUUUGGGCAGCAGUUAAGGCCUAUAAUGAGCAAGACUUUUUGCAAGUUAUGGAUGAGAUGAAAGAAAUAAGCAGAUCUGCUUAUAAUUGGCUUUUGUAUGACGGCAAAGAACCACUUGGGAGUUGGGAAAGAUAUAAAUUUGAUGAACAUGUAAGAAACGAUCAUGUGACGAAUAACAUGACCGAGUCUUUCAAUGCUUUUGUGGUGAAAGUUAGAGAAAACCCAGUUCUUACUUUGUUGGAAUGGAUUAGAAGGAAAACUAUGACUAGAUUUCAACAAAGAUAUGAAAAAGCCGUUGCUCUAGCAACUCCAAUUCCAUCAAAAGCGAGAGAAAGAAUUAAUCGAAAUCAGAAGGAGGGGAAAAAGCUGCUUUGUUUCAGAGGUAGUGAUCACUUGUUUGAAGUAAAUGACUCAAAAAACUAUGUGGUGAAUUUACAGGAAAUGUCUUGUCAAUGUAGAGAAUGGCCAAUUAGUGGAGUGCUGUGCAAACAUGCACUAUGUUGCAUGACUCAUAUUAGAGAUGAUCCUACCAGAUUUGUUCAUCCUCUACUCACUAGAGAUUUUUAUGUGAAGACUUAUUCUAAGACAAUCAAUCCGGUUCCAGAUGAGAGCAAAUGGCCAGCUGUAGAUCACCCUGUUGGGUGUCCUCGUGAAGAUAUAGAGAAGCAGAGAGGUAGAAAACCAAAGAAAAGAAAAAGAGAAUUGGAUGAACAACCAGCCAAGAAGAGAUCAGUUCAUUGCAUUUGCACAAUAUGUCAUCAAAUUGGACAUAAUAGUAGAACGUGUGGAAAGAAAAAAUCAACUACAAAUGAGGGUGGACUCCAUUAGAACAGCAUAUGAUUUUGAGAAUUUGAAACACUUAAUGUUUGAGAUUGGGAAUGUCCGAGACAGCUUAAGGUUAAUGCCGGACUUCCAAAGGAGGGAAAUGGCUGCAAAUUUGGCAAUGAAAAUGGCUGCCAUGUUUGGUGAUAGCAGUGGAGAUGAAGGAGGAUUUGAUUGAUAGAAGCCGCAUAAAGUUCACUGAUCACAUAUGCCCCUCAGUUUCACUUCUUGUGGAGCUGUUCAUAAACUAAAGGAAUCUGAUAAGCGCGUUGUGCAUUCGUGUUUAAGUGAGAUCGACGAGCUAGCUGUUUAUCAAAGAUAUCUGCUAUAAAAAAUCACAGCUUUAAUUUUGUGUGUUUAUGAUCCUAGCAGGUGAUUGGAAGGGUAGAAAUGUUUUAGCUUGUUCAGGCUUCUAUAGUAGUUCUUUAGAUUUUCCUACCAGAAGUGAUUUGUGUAUUAUUAGCAAGAGUAAUAUAUUAUGUUAUGAGAAUCAGCUAUGUUCUCUUGUUGACACACGCAAGAGGAAACAGAGCGGUUAGUUUCAUGAGAAAAAAAAAUGGUGUUCC
Molecule: messenger RNA, 2885 nt
Organism: Lycium ferocissimum
Lineage: Eukaryota; Viridiplantae; Streptophyta; Magnoliopsida; Solanales; Solanaceae
Exons: 3
Coding region: 26-742 (238 amino acids)
Source: RefSeq, a predicted model, not a curated record